AUGACAACUAGAAAUCUCAAUAAAACCUGGAGAGACGUCAUAUUCGAGCAAUACCAAGCCGAUCUCGAGGCAGAUUCCCCCUUUCCAAUCCGUUACCUCAUCUUUGUCUACCAAUGGAAGAAGGAUAUCUUCAUCAGCAUCCCCAACAAGAUCGAAAUAAUGACCUUUCGCCGCGCUGUCCUGGACUUUGCACGCUCUAGAAAUAGAGAAGAAGAUCCCACUUUUAGCAACGAGCAUAUUUCAGUAUGGCCGCGGAAGACUUUUCGCGAACGUCAGGAAGAAGAGGCUGCAAAGGAGACUAAUGAGUCUGGGUUCUUGGGGUAG
This is a messenger RNA of Fusarium mangiferae, 324 nucleotides long. RefSeq lists its product as uncharacterized. The transcript has a single exon. The coding region runs from base 1 to 324 and encodes 107 amino acids. Lineage: Eukaryota; Fungi; Ascomycota; Sordariomycetes; Hypocreales; Nectriaceae. The record is from RefSeq and is a predicted model, not a curated record.